UGAACAACAUCUUGGGCAACGCCACAAAACAACACGACUACCUCAAAGAGCUCAAGCAAAGCCACGCCAACAACCUGGAUCUCAUGUCUCAAGACCCAGGCUCUCCUCCCUGACUAAGUCCCACCCGGAUCGAACCCGCCUCUCCUUUCCGGUUUAGCCCAGUCGGUCCAUGGCACCCCGUAGCUCAGGCACUUCGCCGUCACCGCCACCAUCACACUCGGCUAACCGCGAAAGCUUCUUGGAGCGCAAGAAGAAGGAAAUUGUGGAUAAAUCUAUGGCUCUCCUACAAAUAUCUCUGGAUCGAUGUCUUGACAAAUCGGUUUCUUCUGCACCCGCCGUCGCUGGUGCUGUCGCCGGUGCCGGCGCGGCGGUUGAGGGGGCCAGGAGGAGGGUGAAGAGGGUGAGAGAGGACGACGGGGACGAGAGCGGCGGCCGGGGCGACGUGAGCGGUAGCGGCGGCGGCGAAAAGGCGAAGAAGAAAAAGGUGAACCCCAAGGAAGGGGGCGGGAAGAAGUUUGCCUGCCCUUUCUCCAAGCAUGAUCCGGCCGGGUACCGGUUUACGAAGACUUGCUGUGGCCCAGGCUGGGACGAUGUUCAUCGGGUGAAGGAACAUGUCUACCGCCGUCACUCGCUCAAGAACUUUUGCCCCCGAUGCUUCGAUCACUUUGACAAGUCCGAGCUGCUCCAACAGCACGUGCGGGCUCAGGUCCCCUGCAAGCUGCGGGAGAAAUCGUUCCACGCCAUCAGCGAGGAGCAGGAGAAACAGCUCCGCACUCGGGCCAAGCCAAAUUGCUCCGAAGAAGACAAGUGGGGAGAGAUGUACCGCACCAUCUUCCCGGACGACAAGAAGAUCCCCUCACCAUACUACGAUUCGGACGCCAACGGCUCCUCACGGUCGGCCAGGUCGCAGUUCGCGAGCUUCGAAGAGGCGCGCGAGUUCCUUCGCGUUGAGAUCCCCAGGCUCGUCCGGCCGGAGAUCGAAAAGUACGUCAGCACCCUGUUUGAGGAGGUCCAGGAAAAGGUCAACCAAAAGACGGUCGAGAUCAUCCGCAACGUCGAGACCAAGGUGCUGCGCACCUUUCACUUCCAGGAGGAGCAAGCGUCGGCCCUGCCGGCUGCUACGGCCGCAGCGGUUCUCGGCGCCGGUACCGGUACCGAUGCCUGUGUUGGCGCAGGUACCGGUGCUGCUCCGGCCGCGCCAGGCGAGCCCAGCCCGCCUCCAAGUCCCGGGUUCGGGGGGGACGUCGCCGCUGUCGGCAACGCGGCCGGUGGCGCGGGGCCGGAGCUGUCCAAGAUCGGCCAAUUCUUUGAGGACUUCCAGGAUGACGACUUCGUCAAUGAGCUGGUCAGCAGCAUGCGCGUGGACCUCGAGAGCGUGCUGGCCAACAGCCACGGACUUUUGGGCUACGAUGUGUUCAGCCAGGGGGACUCGGCCUACUACACGGGAUCGACGAGCGGUGAGCAGAGCUUGUAUGCUGCCAUGGGCGGCGGCAACGGCGCGUGCAUGCACCGGUGUUAAGCGGAUCAUUGUUAUCCUUUUCUCGGAUGGCUGUUACAAGAUCUAGUCCCACGUUCCUUGG
Molecule: messenger RNA, 1580 nt
Organism: Thermothelomyces thermophilus ATCC 42464
Lineage: Eukaryota; Fungi; Ascomycota; Sordariomycetes; Sordariales; Chaetomiaceae
Exons: 3
Coding region: 170-1519 (449 amino acids)
Source: RefSeq, a predicted model, not a curated record